Messenger RNA from Trifolium pratense (red clover), 1355 nucleotides. RefSeq names its product acyl-CoA--sterol O-acyltransferase 1-like. The transcript has a single exon. The record is from RefSeq and is a predicted model, not a curated record. NCBI's taxonomy places the organism in Eukaryota, Viridiplantae, Streptophyta, Magnoliopsida, Fabales, Fabaceae. Bases 6 to 1097 code for a protein of 363 amino acids. Gene Ontology annotation, biological process: lipid metabolic process.
UAAGAAUGAUCAUAGAAGAAGAAAUCAGCAACUUCAUCAUGGUAUGGAGUGUAGCAAUAACAUUAUUUUGCUAUAGCUACAUAAUAGGGAAGUUUAUUCCAAAAGGUAUACUAAGAUUUAUGGCCAUUUUUCCAUCCAUACUCAUCCUCCUCCUUCUCCCUCUUAGGCUCACCACUGUCUAUCUUAUAGGCCCUUCUUCACUCCUCCUUUCUUGGCUUUCAACCUUCAAACUCCUCCUUUUUGCCUUCUCCUCCAAAGGUCCCCUCUCAUCCAACCCUCCUCUCUCUUUCCCUCACUUUCUCCUAAUUGCUUCAUUUCCCAUCAAAUUCCAAGACAAAGUGGAAUCAAAUCAUAAUCAAAUCAAAGUUACAUCUCUAAAUUGGUCUAAUAAGUUAUUAGUUAUUUUCAUUCUUUGUUCUUUUUUUAUUCAUCUAUAUGAUGAUGAUAAGAAACAAAAUUUUCAUCCAAUAAUUUUGAUGACCUUAUACACUCUCCAAAUGUACACCGGAUUAGAGAUCUUUCUUGCAUCGAUCACCGUAAUCAUUGGCAAACUUUUUAAAGUAGAGUUGGAGCAACCUUUCAACAAACCGCAUCUAAGCACAUCGGUGCAAGACUUUUGGGGAAGAAGGUGGAACAUUAUGGUCACACGUAUCCUGCACCCUACGGUAUACAAACCAAUGGUGAAAGCUUGUAGCCAUGUAGUAGGUAGAAAAUGGGCGCCACUCCCGGCUGUGAUAGUGACUUUUGCAGUGUCGGCUUUAAUGCACGAGUUAAUAUUUUAUUACUUAAAACAUGAGAAAGGUGCUUGGGAGGGUUGGGAACCAUGUUGGGAUUCAAUGUGUUUUUUCCUUAUCCAUGGAGUUUGUUUGGCUCUCCAGAUUGCACACAAAAAAGUAUUUGAACCGAAACACGAGUUAUUGCCUAGGGUUAUGUCUUGUAUCCUAACAAUGACUUUUGUUGUGUCUACUGGCAUUUGCCUCUUUGUUCCAGCUCUUGUUCGGUCUAGCGUGUUUGUCAAGGCAAGAACAGAGUCUACUGCCUUUGUUCACUUUGUAAAGAAUGUCUAUGUUCAACAUACAUGUCCACUCUCUACAUAAAGGCUAAUACUCCUUUGAUCAAAGAGGGAUGGAGAGAAAAUGAAUGGUAGGAUCCAAAUCUCCGAACGGUCAAAUUCGAUAACUCAAAAGGUCCAAAGGCUGAAUGCAAAGAUGCAUAAAGUUUUUUUCUUAAUUUUCAUUUAUAAAGUUUAGACGAGUUGAGUCUCAUACUUCCAUAGUGGUCAAAAUAUAUCUUAAAAUUCUGGUGGGAUCUGAGUGAAUUCUUACCAUCUGAAUCAAACUAUAUAUAGUUGAUUU